Molecule: messenger RNA, 2184 nt
Organism: Coregonus clupeaformis (lake whitefish)
Lineage: Eukaryota; Metazoa; Chordata; Actinopteri; Salmoniformes; Salmonidae
Product: hyaluronidase-2
Exons: 4
Coding region: 310-1728 (472 amino acids)
Biological process (GO): carbohydrate metabolic process; hyaluronan catabolic process
Molecular function (GO): hyaluronoglucuronidase activity; hyalurononglucosaminidase activity
Source: RefSeq, a predicted model, not a curated record
GGUAGGCGUUGUGUGCAACUGAACUGACACCAGUACAGGUCCGGUACAUUCACUGUCGGUGCAAGUUGUAAAGUACAGUAAUAAUACAUGCCAGUGACAAAUGAAGUACCAGUGUUUUUACCUAUUGUUGCAGGGAUCACUUAACAAGGUAGUUAUUGGGAGAAGUUUGUUUCAAUCAACUUUCUCCAUCUUGAAAGACAAACGUAGCUUGGAAUAUAGUGAACUCUAGUAUUUGGGAAUGCUUCCUCAUUCUGCUAUACAAGGACAGGAGAGCAGAGAGUGAAAAUACAUUAAUUCACCACAAAAGUCAUGUUGUACUGGACUGUACUGCCUGAUUGGAAAGUAUUGCUGUUGGUGACACUUCUAUGGGACUGCGUCUGUGCUGAGGAACUGAAGCCCACGAGAUGGCCACUGUAUCCCCAAAAGCCUCUGGUCCUGGCCUGGAAUGCUCCGACAGAGGACUGCAGCCCACGGCACGGUAUUAAAUUUCAGCUGGAGCAGUUCCAGAUUGUGGCGUCGCCUAACAAAGGCUUUGUCCGCCAGAACCUCACCAUAUUUUACAAGGACCGCUUGGGGUUGUACCCAUACUAUGAUGAGCAUGAUGGUACUGCCAGGAACGGUGGACUCCCGCAGGUUGCCAGUCUCACUCAGCACCUGGAGAAGAUGCCGGAGGGCAUUCAGUAUUACAUACGCGAAGCAGGGGCCAAGGGACUGGCAGUUAUUGACUGGGAGGAGUGGAGACCACUGUGGAUCCGUAACUGGGAUGUCAAGAAUGUGUACCGCAACCAGUCAAGGCAGCUGGUGGCCCAGAAGAACCCAGCCUGGCCCACAGUGCGUGUGGCUAAGGUGGCCCAGCAGGAGUUUGAGAUGUCGGCCCGGAAGUUCAUGCUGGAGACCCUGAGGCUGGCCAAGAGCCUGCGGCCCAACCAGCUGUGGGGGUUCUACCUGUUCCCAGACUGCUACAACCACGACUACAGGAACACUCUGGAGAACUACACAGGCCGCUGCCCUGACGUGGAGGUGGCCCGGAAUGAAAUGCUCAAAUGGCUGUGGACUGAGAGCACAGCCCUCUUCCCUUCGGUCUACAUGGGCAUGGUGCUGCGCUCUUCGCCCUCUGGGCGCCAGUUUGUCCGGAACCGGGUGAAGGAGGGGAUGCGUCUGGCGUCAGUGGGAGAUGGGCUGGCACGUCCUGUCUUUGUGUACGCCCGGCCCACCUACGCCAACGUACUGGAGUUGCUGACAGAGACGGACCUGGUCUCCACAAUUGGGGAAAGUGUGGCUCUUGGGGCUGCAGGCAUCAUCCUCUGGGGAGACCACGCUUAUGCAGGCAGCAAGGCCAGCUGCUCUAGUCUGAAUGAGUACCUGCGGGGUCCGCUGGGCAGGUACCUGCUUAACGUCUCCACGGCAGCAGAGCUGUGCAGCCAGGCGCUGUGCGGUUCCCAAGGACGCUGCCUGCGUAGACACCCUGACACUGACGCCUACCUGCACCUCAGCACCCGUACCCACAGCAUAGAGCCCAUGGUAAAUGGUAAACUCAAGGUUCAAGGUCAGCUUGGGGAAGAUGACAUAUUGGGCUUUCAGAGAGAGUUCCAGUGCCAGUGCUAUAGCGGCUACCAGGGAGAGGGCUGUGGCCAGAGAGACCCCCAACAACAAAGAGGCAUUGCAGCUCCAAUCAUGGCGUCAUGGGUGCACUGUCUGCUCCUGCUACUCAUCACACUCCUGCUCUGAGUGCAUACAUACACAGGCAUACAACUACAUUCAAAUAAUUGAACGUGUACUGGUAUACACAUGACAUUAUCUACACACAUGCGCAAACAUUAUAUAAAUACACUUUGGGGCAAAUGUAUUCACUGUGGUCCAGAUUGCUGUAAGGUUGGUGGAUCUAUGAUUAGACGGUGGAACACUGUGAGUUAUGGUUGUUUGUGUGUUCAUUUUUUCCAUACAUUGGAGGGCUCGCUGAAAAUAACUUUGUUUACGUUGAUCUCUUUCUCAGUCUCUUUCCCACAAUAUAUCUCUCUCAUGCCUCUCCUUCCCACAACCCCUCCCCACUCUUUCAGUGUCAUUUUCUCAUGAUCCCAAAGUCUAUGUUUUUGUGUGGAAAUGUGUGUUGCUAUCAAAUCAAAUCAAAUCGUAUUUAUCACAUACACGUGUUUAGCAGAUGUUAUAGUGGGUUGUAGCGAAUUU